AUCCUUUACUCUCUCUCUCUCUCUCUCUCUCUCUCUCUCUCUCUGUAUAUAUAUACAUAGAUGUCCCGUGUCCGAGCCUCCGUGGGAAGCUCCAAGUGGGGAAGUUCCAAGUCAGGCUCGAAAUCGACUGCCGUAAAAAAAAAGCCGAAAGCUGGAGGAGCGGACGAGAGAGAGCAAAGAGAAGCUGAAAGUGAAUAGCAGCAGCAGCAGCACGGCGGCGAGGUGGCGGUGGCUGAGACAGAUGUCCCUCCACAUCCACCGCUCUUCCGACGCCUUGCCCCGCCUUUCCUUGUCCGACCCCGGGGGUUCCUCCGCUCAGGUUCUUCUUCAUGGCGGGCAAACGGUAUCGUGGAAGAACGAGCACGGAGAAGAACUGCUUUUCGCGAGCAGCAAGCAGGCGGCUUGGAAAUCGGCUAAAGCAAUUAGGGGAGGAGUAUCCAUUUGCUUUCCACAGUUUGGGAGUUUGGAAUCCUCCUUCCAUCGAUCGCUCAGGAGCAGAAUAUGGUCCUUAGAAAAUUAUUAUUCAACUCUGCCUUCAACUACAUCUAGUGAACAAUCAUCGGUAGAUCUCAUCUUCAGGCCUACAAAAGAAGAUAUGAAAAUGUGGCCGCAUAGCUUUGAAUUGAGACUCCAUGUAUCUCUGAGCCCCGGCAAGCUAACUUGGAUCCCCCGAGUGAAGAACAUCGAUAACAAGGCUUUUGCCUUCACAUUUGCUCUGUGCAAUUACUUGUCAGUAUCGGAUAUCAGCGAAGUGCGUGUUGAAGGUCUGGAAACGCUUGAUUACAUGGACAAUUUGUUGCAGAGAAAGCGAUCAACCGAGCAAGCAGAUGCAAUUACCUUCGAUGGCGAGAUUGACAGGGUUUAUCUAAGCACACCUUCUAAUAUUGCUGUCAUAGACCACGAAAAGAAGAGGACUUUUGUGCUGAGGAAAGAGGGUCUCCCAGAUGCAGUUGUUUGGAAUCCAUGGGAGAAAAUGGCAAAGGCACUGCCAGAUCUAGGGGACCAGGAUUACAAGACAAUGUUGUAUAUAUGCUCUGCUGCAGUGGAGAACCCAAUUGUGCUGAAGCCCAUGGAGGAAUGGAGAGGCUGCCAAGAGAUUUCUGCUGUGUCUUCAAGCUAUUGCAGUGGGCAGCUGGAUCCAAGGAAAGUUGUUCAUGCUUUUACCUCAUCCCCCCCGCAAUGACCAAAAACCAGAGGAUUUUCUAUUUGGCACACAGAAAUUAAUGGCAAGUAAAUUAUUUUCUAGCGUUGUGGGCAGGUUGAAUGUUCUUCUCUUGUCAAUGCUUUCUUUUCUGAUAUGGGUUUCCAUGGUGGAGUGUUCUUUCUCAAUAUUUUCUGGGUUGGAAGCAAUUUCCUGUGAUUUUAACUAAAAAUGAACAUGUAUUCUCCUAUGAUAUAUUCAAAUCCAGAGGAGUUAAAUGUAAUUUUAAACAGUUUCCUUGAGCCGAUCCAUUCCUAAAUGGCCACAAC
This is a messenger RNA of Diospyros lotus (date-plum), 1470 nucleotides long. Its product is annotated as putative glucose-6-phosphate 1-epimerase. NCBI's taxonomy places the organism in Eukaryota, Viridiplantae, Streptophyta, Magnoliopsida, Ericales, Ebenaceae. The transcript has 9 exons. Gene Ontology annotation, biological process: carbohydrate metabolic process. Gene Ontology annotation, molecular function: isomerase activity; carbohydrate binding. Bases 242 to 1183 code for a protein of 313 amino acids. The record is from RefSeq and is a predicted model, not a curated record.